AUGGGCUCGUGGCAGAUGCCUGGGGUCGGCAAGCGGCACAUCGGUCUCGAAACAUGGACGCACGUCGGCAUCCCGCCGGCCAGCUCCCGCGCGCCGGCCAAUGUUUGGACGACACCCCUGGAGCACGAGCACCGCGACCCCUUUGCCGAGCAGGGGGUGCAUCGUCAGUCCAACGGCGCCAACUUUUCGCUCAUGUCUCACUCGUGCCUCGCCCUCGCAUUCCCCUUGGCCCUCGCUCUGGCGGUCGUGCCGUUGGCCUUUGUCCCAUCCUCCACGGCACCGACGUCCCCGUCGCUCGCCGCCGCCAUCACGACGUCGACGGCCAGCAUGCUCGCGCCAGCAUCGCCGACGGCGGAAGCAAAGCCGCCGGCGCCCCCCACGCACUAUGCCGUCCUCCUCUUUGACGGCUUCCAGGCCCUCGACGUCUUUGGCCCCCUCGACGUGCUCAACAUGCUCUCGCGCGACCACGGCCUGCGGCUCUCCAUCGUCGCCGCCCGUGCCGGAUCGGUCUCGACGCGGACGGCGAGCAUGACGCAGCGCAUCGGCCAGGACGUCACGGCCACCCACACGCUGGCGACGGCUCCGCGCGACAUUGAAGUGCUGCUGAUCCCCGGCGGCAUGGGCACACGGCUCGAGGACCUGCGACGACCCGAGGUGGCCUUUAUCCGGUCCGUCUUCCCGCGCCUGCGCUUCCUGCUUACCGUCUGCACGGGAAGCUCACUGGCGGCCCGCGCGGGCGUGCUCGACGGGAGAGAGGCGACGACCAACAAGCGGGCCUUUGAUCGGAUCCGGGCGCAGAGCCCCAGAGUGCACUGGGUUCGGCAGGCCCGCUGGGUGCGCGACGGCAACGUCUGGACCUCGUCCGGCAUCUCGGCCGGCAUCGACAUGAUGUACGCCUUUGUGGGCGCCCACUACGGCGAGGACGUGGCGGCGGCCAUUGCCUGGGAUGCCGAGUACACGCGCAACCUGGAUCCGUCGGACGACCCCUUUUCGGAGCCGAGGGCGAUGCUGUAG
Messenger RNA from Drechmeria coniospora, 1014 nucleotides. RefSeq names its product ThiJ/PfpI family protein. The record is from RefSeq and is a predicted model, not a curated record. The transcript has 3 exons. Bases 1 to 1014 code for a protein of 337 amino acids. NCBI's taxonomy places the organism in Eukaryota, Fungi, Ascomycota, Sordariomycetes, Hypocreales, Ophiocordycipitaceae.